CGCUAAUGACAUAUUUUCCCCGCCCGCAACUUUAAACAUUAGCAAGUGAGCUCACGAGGGAUACAGCUCUCUGGACAAGAUGCUCAAAAAGAAGUCAAGUAGCGCUGAGAAGAAGAGGAAACACUCGCAGUCUGAAGAACGACAUGAGAGCAGUAAACGCAGAAGUACUGAGCCCAUUGCGGAGCACGAGUCCAAGGAUGAACUCGCUGACGCCGAACUGGACAGGAUUGGCAGUGACAUUGAGGACGGCGGACUUGACCUCAGCCUGCCGUUCCAGCCCAUCACUGCUUAUGUCGGUGACAAGCGGGAGAUGCUGGAGCAGUGUUUCCGUGUGCUGGGGGACAAGAAGCUCAAGAAAAUGCUGCCUGAUGAACUCAAGGACUGUAGUUUAGAGGAAAUCAAAACGCUGUGCUGGAAACAACUGGAACCGAUCACAGAGAAAAAUCUCAUUCAGAUCUUAGCAGGGGAAGAUCUGACAUCUGGAAAUGGCGACAAAAACACAGAGGAGACCUUGGAAAUCCAGCAAGACAAUAAUGUGGACUCUACAUCUUGCCUCAAAGAAACUGCAAAAACGGAGGAGCCUAAGCAAGAGGGUGGUGGUUAUGGCGAGGAGAGCGACGUCCUAAGCAUAAACGCAGACGCUUAUGAUAGUGACAUAGAGGGACCCAAAGAGGAGCAGACCGUUAAAGCUGUGAAAGUGGCGUGCGGCAGCAGGGAAAGCGCUGAUCCCAUUGUAAACCCCAGCCCACCAAAUCCCGAACCUCCCACCGCCCCUCGACCUACGGAAGCCAAGAAAGACAUCCAAAGUGACAUAGACAAAAGCGUUUGUGAAAUUUUAGCAUUUUCGUCCACCUCGAGCAAAGAGGAAGCUAAAGAACAGGGUGCACCUCCGCAGCCAACAGACGUUUGUUUGCCCGCUGAAGGCGCAUCCGUUUCAAGCCGCACACCUUCAGUAUGUCAGCCGUCAAUUCAGCAACUGGAGCUCCUGGAGUUGGAAAUGAGGGCGAGGGCCAUCAAGGCUCUGAUGAAAGCAAGUGAUGGGAAAAAGCCUUGUGUAACGAAAAAUGUAUAGCCUGUUUUAUUUGGGUUUAUAGGCCUUUUAUAUAAUCAAUUUACUGCUUAAUAUAUUUUGUUUAUGCUUUACACUGUUGAAUGACACAAUUGACAAUGAUUUUCUGUCUUUAACCAUCCAAACCAUGUUGUGUUAUUACUCCAUAUUGGAAUGAUGUUACAGGCUGUUUAAUGCCAAAUUAAACCGAUAAAGGCCUGUCAUAUACCCACUGAGUGAACGUCGGCUGGGAUGAUUAACAUAAUAGUAUUUCCAGGUGUAUUUUUCUCUCUGGUCACUAGAUGGCAGUGUUUACCUGCCACAGUGCAUGUGUCUAGUCUGUGCAGAGGAGAGCGAGAGAUGAUUUAUUUGCCCACAUUACAGUCAAAAUGGCCAUGGCAGCGUGAAAGUCAAGUUCUAGUAAUGAUGUUAUUUAGUAAUGCACCAGGUUAUAAUGGAUCUCUGUUAGGCAUGGAGAACAAGAAAAAUUGUUCCCAUGGCAUUACAGACACAAUACAGAGAAACCCAAAAUUGAAAUAAAUCUGACUAUUAGACCAGCUGUCCUCGUCUAUACGUCAAAUUAAAGGACCUGCCAUUUUUAUCAACCAGAUUAAUUUUAAACUUUUUUUAUUUCUGUACCUCUACAUAGGGGCUAGAAUUAAUAACAUGCUCUCGCCUAUUAGUGUAGUGUUGCUGUAUUUAUUCGAAGCUGCUUUGUUCCUGUAAAAACUGUAAGGUUGCUGUGUGUGUGCAUGUGUGUGCAUGUGCGCACACAAUUACAUGCAGAUGCAGAGCAAAACAGCUCUCUACCCCACCAGCCCAAAGGAGACAAUGAAAUGUACGAUAAGAAGCCAGUUGCCUCCUGGGUAUUUGCAUUUAAAAGGGCUCUUUCAUGGGAGGAAUGAGCGUGGGGAGGGUUAAAUGUGUCAUUCUCUAUGCUUUUAUGUGCAGGUAUCUUUGGUUCUCAUUGGGAAAACGUCCACUUUAGCGCAAAAGGGGAUACAACAAUUCUAAAGUGCUCGUGGUGUCUGUGAUUGGUGAGUAUUUAUCGGUGUCAUUUUCCUGCUAUUAGAAUGCCAAUUAUGAUUUGGUGUGAGCAGAUAAAUGGCCUUUUAAGCAGACCUCAAAAUGAGUGGGCUGUAAAAUGGAUUGAUGGAGGUGAGGUGAUACUGUUUUGUUGGGGGAGUACUUUUUGAAUUCAAAUGAACCUUGUGAACCGUGUUGAAAUAUUGCAGUAUGAUGCUUCCAUGAAUGGUGCUAUUAUGAAAGUCAAAAACAAGGAUGUGCAAAAAAGUUCUUGUGCCCCACCGGUUCAUCUUCAAUAGCCGCACCUGUCAUUUUCCUUGGUAUUGUGACCGAGCCUCUGGUUAGUGAUGCUUAUUAUGCUAUUGUCCUCAAAAAAAUGUUUCAGGGCCGUUUAUCCUCUCGACUCAACUUUUUCUAUGCAACAAUCUGUCAAAACUUUAGGAGAUUCUAGCUUCUUUUUAGGAAGGACCCAUGAACAUAAUGUAAUCCCUCACUGUUUUUUAAUGUAACUGACUUCAGGUUCAAUACUUCUAGAAUGAAAAUAUCUCACUUUGAUGUUACCUCAGCUCUACUUCAGUCUAAUAAUGUAGCAUUCUUGACAUGCUAGCAUGUUAAAUGUUAGCAUGAACAUGUUUAGAAUGACAUGCUCACUGUAGUAUCCUGGCACAUUGAUGUAAUGCUGUAUUCCAGACCGGUCGAAACUGGGAAAUUUCCAAGUAAUAUCUGACUUCUGACCUCAAAGCAUUUCAGUUCCAUGGUGGUGCAUCGCACUAAAUGUAAACAAUAAACAUGGCUGACCGUGACAAACUUAUGUUUCUUUGGCAAGUUUAUGCACAGUUAAACCCUCAGCAGUGCCCUUGGUGUUAUUUAAAAGGAUGGCCAUUUUAUUAAAAACAAGUGAAAAUAUAUACGUUACCAGUUAACUGUGUAUCCCUCUAGGUACAUCAGUUGGUGAUCCUCAAAAGUCAGAAAAGUCGUAGGCUACUUCCAAAUGUUUUCACAUUUCUGAAUAACUUUUGGGUAGAGAGGAUGACUUUUAGAGAUUGUUUACUGUAACCAGCUACCUAAUAACAUUGACAAUGUGUGCUUCCAUGGGAGCUGCCAUUGUUGUGUGACGUCAUUCGGCUGCUACUCGUGAAGUCUCCGAGUUCUGUUGCAUAGUACUUUUUCUAGUUGGAGGUCGUAAAUUUCCCAGUUCCGAGUUGCCUCGGAUAUGCAGCAUUCGCUCAAAGCACAGCUAUAAGUACUGCGGAGGGUAAGUAAAGUACAUCUGGAUGCUGACAAAUGACAGGUGAGGCUGUUGGAUGUUGCAGCUCCACUUGUCAGGCUUGGCUCUACAUUGUCAGCAAUGUACAAGCUCAGUCUGAGAUGAUUUUAAAAUGGCCACUGUUGAAUUACAGCAUGGUGCCACAUUAAUUCUAUCCCCAAAUAGUAUUAAUAGUCAGCAGCAAAGCUGUCUUUCUGGAACAAUUUUGUUUUCUUGUGUACAGUGGGCCUUCCAGCCUUGAACUAGGUAGGAGAGCGUCACUCUUUGCUGUUGCACAAAAGUGUGUUGUGUGUUUUUUUUUUGGUUUUUUUUUUGUGAUUUCACUCCGAUUUGAGGUUUCAUUUCUCUUCAUGUUUGUGCAUUCAGUGUGUUUUGUUCUUAAUAGCUACUGGAAAUUGUAGCAGACGAAGCACAAGUAUGUUUGUUUGUGAAAAAGACAACCUGUCAGUCCAAUCUAAAACUCUAGAUGUUACUGUGGUACCACAGGGAUACACUGUAGGGAUAAAACACACUGAAAAAUGUUGAUGCAUUUUUUAUUUUUUUUAUUUUUAAAGAACAUCCUGUUUGCAUAAAUAAAGUAAUUCUCUUCAAA
This is a messenger RNA of Micropterus dolomieu (smallmouth bass), 3933 nucleotides long. RefSeq names its product caspase activity and apoptosis inhibitor 1. NCBI's taxonomy places the organism in Eukaryota, Metazoa, Chordata, Actinopteri, Centrarchiformes, Centrarchidae. The coding region runs from base 80 to 1072 and encodes 330 amino acids. The record is from RefSeq and is a predicted model, not a curated record. The transcript is spliced from 6 exons.